UCGACGCUGUAAUAGCGUGGUGUCGCCCUCUACCGUUUAUAAUCAGUACUUCAUUUCAAUACUUUAUGCGGAAAUGACGUAGGGACGCUAAAGAUGGCGUCAGUUUCAAACCGCUCCGGACCGAAUGUUAUGGAGACACGCGACUCUGACAAUCUUAAGGUGAACAUUUAAAAGGUCGGUUUGCGAACGGAGAUCGUUUUCUCUUCAGUGCAUCUGCUGCCCUGACAACCGCCUCCCCGGGCACCGACACGCCCUGCUGCAGGAAACAUCCUGUGCUCAUUCAUCUGCUUCACAGACUCACUGAUCUCUGCUCGAAGAAGCGGACAUGCAGACCGGACCAGCGGAGCGGAGGAGAAAGGCUGGCCGGGGCCGGCGAGGGGAGAGCGGCCACAGCCGAGCAGAGCCGCGGUCGAAUCAGCCGGUGGUCCCGGUCACAUCUGUGAGGACGUCCGGGGAGGAGGUGGCGAGGCUGAAAGAAAUCAUCACUGACAUGCAACAGAAGACAGGAGAAGGAGGGGAGUCGGAGGAUGAGGACGAGGACGGACGGAGAGGAAGAAGGAGGGUUGUCAGGGGGAGGAGGGCAGCGUCGGAGGGGCGUGAGUGGAGCGAGGAGACGGGGAGGCUGAGGUGGAGGAUCAACGAGCUGGAGAAGGAGAAACUGGAGCUGACAUCCACCCACAACCACGAGCUGUGCAGGCUGCAGGCGGCCUUAACUCGGCUCAGGUCAUCAGUGGAGCGAGGUGAGGCUCAGAGAGUGGAGCUGCAGUAUCAGCUGACUGUGAGUCAGAGAGACGCAGAGCGAGUGGCAGAGCUCAGCAGAGACAAACACAGGCUCACAGAGCGAGCAGCAGAGCUCCAGCAGACGGUGCACGAGCUACAGAAAGCUCUUGACAUCACCCGACAGGCUAGAGAGGAGGACCAGCAUGCUUUGCAGCAGGAGGUCGAGGAACGAGACAAACUGAUUCAAAGUUUCAGCUCCGAGAACCAACAACUGCGACAACUACUGCAG
Paralichthys olivaceus (Japanese flounder) is the source of this 1009-nucleotide messenger RNA. The record is from RefSeq and is a predicted model, not a curated record. NCBI's taxonomy places the organism in Eukaryota, Metazoa, Chordata, Actinopteri, Pleuronectiformes, Paralichthyidae.